This is a messenger RNA of Neopelma chrysocephalum (saffron-crested tyrant-manakin), 1561 nucleotides long. It is a transcript of the gene AR, whose product is annotated as androgen receptor. The transcript has 8 exons. The record is from RefSeq and is a predicted model, not a curated record. The annotation marks the transcript as partial. Gene Ontology annotation, molecular function: sequence-specific DNA binding; DNA-binding transcription factor activity; zinc ion binding. Lineage: Eukaryota; Metazoa; Chordata; Aves; Passeriformes; Pipridae. Gene Ontology annotation, biological process: male gonad development; regulation of DNA-templated transcription.
CUGGCCGCCGAUCCGCCCGCCGGGCCGGGGCUGCCCCGCGGCUUCGGCCGCGUCAAGCUGGAGAGCGCUGCGGGGCCGGGGCCCGCGGCGGGCGGCGGCUGGGGCGGUCCGUGCCGCUUCGGGACCGAGCUGGUCCCGCCGGGCCCCGCGCCCCCUUGGCCCACCUUCUUCGCCGAGGAGGGGCAGCUGUACGGGCCGUGCCCCGAGCCGCCCGCCGGGCCCGCCGACUGCCCCGCCGACGCCUGGUACCCGCCAGGCCGGGCGCCCUUCGCAGCCACCGCCGCCGGCAUCAAGAGCGAGCUGGAGCCCUGGGUCGAGGGCUACGCCGGCGCCUACGGCGAACUCCGGUUGGAGACUGGCCGUGACCAUGUCCUGCCCAUUGACUAUUACUUCCCACCUCAGAAGACCUGCCUGAUCUGUGGAGAUGAAGCGUCUGGGUGCCAUUACGGAGCCCUCACUUGUGGGAGCUGCAAAGUCUUCUUCAAACGGGCGGCUGAAGGCAAACAGAAGUACCUGUGUGCCAGCCGGAACGACUGCACCAUCGACAAGUUCCGAAGGAAAAACUGCCCGUCCUGCCGCCUGCGGAAGUGCUACGAGGCCGGGAUGACACUCGGAGCCCGCAAGCUGAAGAAACUGGGUAACCUGAAGACCCAGGAUGAGGUGGAGGCAGGCAGCUCAUCCAGCCCCACGGAGGAACAAGCUCCCAAGCUGGUGAUGACACGCAUCGAUGGCUACGAGUGCCAGCCCAUCUUCCUCAACGUCCUGGAGGCCAUCGAGCCCGGCGUGGUGUGUGCUGGCCACGACAACAGCCAGCCAGACUCCUUCUCCAACCUGCUGACCAGCCUGAACGAGCUCGGGGAGCGGCAGCUGGUCUACGUGGUCAAAUGGGCCAAGGCCCUGCCAGGAUUUCGCAACCUGCAUGUGGACGACCAGAUGUCAAUAAUCCAGUACUCUUGGAUGGGCCUCAUGGUGUUUGCUAUGGGGUGGAGAUCCUUCACCAAUGUCAAUUCCAGAAUGCUUUACUUUGCUCCAGACCUGGUCUUCAAUGAGUACCGCAUGCACAAAUCCAGGAUGUACAGCCAGUGUGUCAGGAUGAGGCACCUCUCCCAGGAGUUCGGGUGGCUUCAGAUCACGCCCCAGGAGUUCCUCUGUAUGAAGGCUCUCCUUUUCUUCAGCGUUAUUCCAGUGGAUGGCCUGAAGAACCAGAAGCUCUUCGAUGAGCUCCGCAUGAAUUACAUUAAGGAACUUGACCGUAUCAUCGCCUGCAAGAGGAAGAACCCCACCUCCUGCUCCCGGCGGUUUUACCAGCUCACCAAGGUCCUGGACUCCGUGCACCCGAUUGCCAAGGACCUGCACCAGUUUACAUUUGACCUGUUAAUCAAGGCACACAUGGUGAGCGUGGACUACCCGGAAAUGAUGGCUGAGAUCAUCUCUGUGCAGGUUCCCAAGAUCCUGUCUGGAAAAGUCAAGCCUAUCUACUUCCAUGCACAGUGAUCUUCCAUAGGGACCCCCAAGCUGCCUCCCCUAUUCCAGCCUGUUAUUUCUGCACUACUGUCCUGCA